Dioscorea cayenensis subsp. rotundata (Guinea yam) is the source of this 1709-nucleotide messenger RNA. RefSeq names its product protein NRT1/ PTR FAMILY 2.7-like. The record is from RefSeq and is a predicted model, not a curated record. Gene Ontology annotation, molecular function: transmembrane transporter activity. Bases 225 to 1709 code for a protein of 494 amino acids. Gene Ontology annotation, cellular component: plasma membrane. The transcript is spliced from 4 exons. Lineage: Eukaryota; Viridiplantae; Streptophyta; Magnoliopsida; Dioscoreales; Dioscoreaceae. Gene Ontology annotation, biological process: transmembrane transport.
AGUUUCUUGUUCUUAAGAUUCUAAAUUAUUGCUCAUCAAUUAUUAUAUUAGUCAGAAAUCACAUGACCUCAAAUGAGGACACAGAGUGGCAAACAAGAAAACAAAAAAACAAAAACAAAAAAGAAGACAACAUGCACCAUUGUCUUGAGCAGUCAACUCUACACAUACAAUUAAGAAGCAUGAAACAAUACACACCUUCAAGUUGAUGUAGCACUAACUGAGGCAUGGAUAAUGAUCAACUCCUUUCACCACCAUGUCCUCCUCCUCCUCAUCGCCGGAGACUUGGUGGCUGGAUCACCUUCCCUUUCAUCACUGUGGCGAUGAUAGGGACUGGGAUUGCCACAGGAAGUAUGGCAAACAACCUGACAGUGUAUCUGAUUGAUAUGUUCAAUAUGGGCAAGUUAAAUGCUGCUCAGAUUUCAAGCUUUGUUGAUGGUUGUCUUAACAUUGCUCCUCUUCUCAUGGCUAUUGUUGCUGACUCUUGCUUUGGUUCCUUUCUUGUUAUAUCCACUUCCAUCAUCUCUUCCUCUCUUGGAAUGCUUCUCUUCUUCCUCACUGCAACUGUCAGCUUGUUAAGACCAUCUUCAUGUUCAUCCAUUGGUCCUUGUGAAUCUCCAACUUCUUUGCAACUUGUAGUUCUCUACACUGCCAUAACACUAUGGAUAAUUGGGGUUGGAGGAACAAGGUUGAAUCCAGCCACAAUGGGAGCCAACCAGUUUGAUAAUGCUGAUGAUCAGAGUAUAUUCUUCACCUGGUAUUUGUUCUCAUUGAAUGUUGCAGCACUGGUUGGAAUUGUUGGCAUUGUGUAUGUUGAGGAUAAUGUUGGUUGGGGAUGGGGUUUUGGUGUCAGUGGAGCUCUCACUGUUGCUAGUCUUGUUCUUUUCAUCUCCGGCCGGAGUUUGUACUGCCGGCAUAAGCCUCCUCAUGGGAGUCCAUUCUCUGCUCUUUGGAAUUCAAUGCUGUUGUCUGUGAAGAGGAAGAUGAUGAAGGAGAAGAUGGUCAAGUUGGAUGAAGGAGGUGAUAACUUUUGUCAUUACUCUACAAUUGGUGAUGAUGAUGAUGUUCAAAGUUUGCAAGAUGAAAUUGGAGAUGAUCAUGUCCCUAAAGCAUCAUCAGUUCAAUCCACAAAUCAUCAUCUUCAAGACUUGAAAACAGCAGCAAAGAUUUUUCCCCUUUUCUUCUCAUCAGUACCUGUAGGCAUUUCCAUGUCCAUGCAAACAACCCUCACAGUCCUCCAAGCUCUGGUCAUGGACCGCCACAUUGGCCACUCUUUUCAAAUCCCCCCAGCAUCAAUGCUCCUCUUCAAUAUCUCGUCCACAGCUCUUUUCAUAUGCAUCUUUGACAGUGUAGUGUUCCCGCUCUGGCGACGCUUAACAAACCACACUCCGACGCCACUCCAGCGCAUCGGCCUUGGCUACAUUCUUUGCACCAUUGCCAUGGCAAUGUCUGCACAAGUAGAACACACAAGACUUGAUACAUUGUCAGACAAGCCAAUGUCUGUGUUAUGGUUAGUGCCUCCAUUGCUGCUUAUGGGGUUAGGUGAUGCACUGCAUUAUCCGGGAAGCAUGACAUUAUAUUACCAAGAGUUUCCGGCCUCCAUGCGAAGCGUCGCCACUGGUAUGGUGUCUUUUGUGCAAUGGGUUUGGGUUCUACCUAAGCACUGCAACGAUCGGAAUUGUCAGAAAGUUCACCUACUGGUUGAACGAUGA